Messenger RNA from Aspergillus oryzae RIB40, 1047 nucleotides. RefSeq names its product transcription factor HAC1 (gene hacA). The transcript has 3 exons. Gene Ontology annotation, biological process: positive regulation of transcription by RNA polymerase II. The record is from RefSeq and is a predicted model, not a curated record. The coding region runs from base 1 to 1047 and encodes 348 amino acids. Lineage: Eukaryota; Fungi; Ascomycota; Eurotiomycetes; Eurotiales; Aspergillaceae. Gene Ontology annotation, molecular function: DNA-binding transcription factor activity, RNA polymerase II-specific.
AUGUCUUGUGAUAUGGAGAAGACCAUGUCAUCGGUGGAUUCGUUGCCCGCCACCCCGGCAUCAGAGGUGCCGGUGCUGACGGUCUCCCCGGCCGACACAUCGUUGAAUAGUGCAGAUGUGAAGACGCAGGAAGUCAAGCCGGAAGAGAAGAAGCCUGCAAAGAAGCGGAAGUCGUGGGGCCAAGAACUACCAGUUCCCAAGACCAACUUGCCUCCGAGGAAACGUGCCAAAACAGAAGAUGAGAAGGAGCAGCGUCGCAUUGAACGCGUCCUUCGAAAUCGUGCGGCAGCUCAGACGUCCCGGGAGCGCAAAAGGCUGGAAAUGGAGAAGCUGGAGAAUGAAAAAAUUCAGAUGGAACAACAGAAUCAAUUCCUCCUUCAGCGGUUGUCUCAGAUGGAAGCAGAGAACAAUCGCUUGAGCCAACAGCUUGCUCAACUGGCUGCAGAGGUCCGCGGAUCUCGUGCCAACACUCCAAUGCCUGGCUCUCCAGCGACAGCAUCUCCCACCCUUACACCUACCUUGUUCAAACAAGAGCGUGAUGAACUUCCUCUCGAACGCAUCCCUUUCCCUACUCCCUCUCUGAGUGAUUACUCCCCUACCUUGAAGCCUUCCACUCUGGCUGAGUCCUCCGACGUGGCACAACAUCCUGCAGCGGUGUUGUUGUCCGUCGCUGGACUCGAAGGAGAUGGAAGCGCCCUCCCACUUUUCGACCUCGGCUCAGACCUUAAACAUCACUCUACAGAUGACGUUGCAGCUCCUCUUUCUGACGAUGACUUCAACCGCUUAUUCCACGGUGAUUCAUCCGUUGAACCAGAUUCUUCUGUCUUUGAAGACGGGCUUGCCUUUGAUGUUCUCGAAGGAGGAGAUCUAUCAGCAUUUCCAUUUGAUUCUAUGGUUAAUUUCGACUCCGAGCCUGUCACCCUCGAAGGCAUCGAGAUGGCCCACGGGCUUCCGGAUGAGACUACUUGCAAGACUUCUAGCGUGCAACCCGGCUUUGGCGCGUCCACUACGCGAUGCGACGGGCAGGGCAUUGCAGCUGGCUGUUAG